This is a messenger RNA of Wallemia ichthyophaga EXF-994, 1857 nucleotides long. Its product is annotated as Adhesion defective protein 1. The record is from RefSeq and is a predicted model, not a curated record. The coding region runs from base 1 to 1857 and encodes 618 amino acids. NCBI's taxonomy places the organism in Eukaryota, Fungi, Basidiomycota, Wallemiomycetes, Wallemiales, Wallemiaceae. Gene Ontology annotation, biological process: positive regulation of transcription by RNA polymerase II; negative regulation of transcription by RNA polymerase II. The transcript is spliced from 3 exons. Gene Ontology annotation, cellular component: transcription regulator complex; nucleus.
AUGGCUUUAAAUUACCAACAGCUGGGGGAACGUCCGCAGGAUAUUCAGCAGUUGCAACAAGCCCAAGCUAGACGUUCUCCUCGUAUGGCUGCUGCAUUGCUUCAACAGAGGCGAAGUGCCGCUAUGGGUCAGCCGACGCCGACUCCGAGUUUGGGGAUAAAUGCGUUUGAAGGGGGCAAUAAUUCACCUGGCAGCUUCGAUUGGAAUCCUCAAAUUCAAUUUGACCCAAAUCGCGAGCAGCAAAUGCAGCAGCAGCGUCUAGCACAGUAUCAACUUCAGCAGCAUUUCUUGCAACAGCAGCAAAUGCAGCAGCUUCAGAAGCAGCAGAUGGCUCUCCACCAGCACCAGCAACAGCAACAGCAUCAUUAUCAGCAGCAACAACAGCAACAACAGCAACAACAACAGCAGCAGAUGCACUUUAAUAGCAUGCAGCAGCAGCGUCCGUCACCUAUAAUAGGUCACUACCCACAGAGGCCAUCGACCAGUGACGGCAUGGGCCAAUUAAAUGACACUCAAGCAAACGCUGCUAUGAAUGGUAUUGGCGGUAUUAAUAGCAUGAGCGCUGCAUCGGAUGCACUUAAUUUACAGUUGAACGGCAGUCAGCAUCCUUCCCCGGCUCAUCCGCCUAAAGCUAUUCCUACGCCACAGCCAAUGUCUACACCACAGCCCGUCCCAACGCCUCCUCAUUCUAUAGGCACUCCUCAACCACAGACGCGUCCACACUCACUACCUCACCCUCAACUACAUCAUCCAAACGCUCAGGUACAUCCCUACUCAGCUCAGAUUCAGGCUUUGCAAGCUGCGCAGGCUGCACAGGUAUCUCAGCAUGCCCAGGCUCAACAACAGCAACUCCAGCAACAGCAAAUACAUCCACAACAUCCACAUCAACAUUCAAUACGGCCACCAAUGGGAAACAUGCCUGAGGGUAUACCGCCGCAAUUAGCUAGAAUGCCAAACCAUUCAGCAGCAGUAGCAGCAGCAGCAGCAGCCCCACGUGCACACGCUGGUACACUCAGAUUGUUACAGUAUAUCGAACACUUCAGGCGACACAUAAGCCUAGUGCAUGGAGGGAAUAACCAGCACAAGGGAAUGGGGGAGCAGCUGAGUGCAACGCAAUGGCAAAACUUUGUACAGGAGUUCUUUAUGCCAUCCGCGAUGCUCAGACUUAACUUCAAGAAGCUUGACGGAGGAUAUAUGAAUCAGAACCCACAAGAUAUGAGACAGACACGACAUUUCGACCUACCAUUUACGACACUACCGAGAUAUCAUGCAGCAUGGUCGCACAGCCAAGUAGCGGGGAUAACAAUGUCAACACCGGGUGCGCAUGAGAGUGUUUAUCACACAUCGGGACCGACAGCUCAAGGGUUAAGAGGACCAAACGGAGAAAUUUUGCCCUCUUCAAUGACGACAAUAGCUACACACCUCGUACAAGCACCACGAGCGAUGGUGUUGUACACAUUCUCUAAUGGAACAUCAAUUAGAAUGAUAGGACACUUGCGAGCUGCGCUGACGGCAUCAUUACCACCACAAAACGGAGGCGGUCAACACGCACUAAAGUUUGAAACGCUAGAAUUUGACGUAGAAGCGUGCAUAGAAUCAUUAGACAGAUCGGCAAUACAGUACAGAGCUGGAGAUGAUAUACCGAAGCUGCCGGAGUGCGUGGUGAACGACUACGGGCUUCCAGUGAGCGUGAUGAAGUGCUUGGAAAUCGUAGAAUCUGUGGUGCAGAUGCAAGAUGUAAUGAAUUUCAGUCUGAGGAAUAACUGUGGACCAGCGGAGGCGUUGAAGGAAAUAAACAAAAUCAAAGAUACCAAUUUGAAGAAAAGAAAGCUUGAAGCUGGACAAAGCCCUUUAUGA